GCAUGCCGCGCUGUCCCGGCCGGCCACCCGCAGCUGCAAUAUGACUGGAGGAAUCCUCGGCUGGAGAGCAGAAGACCGAAAGGAUGGACAAGGUGGGGGACGCCCUGGGGAAGUGCUCAGCAAGGCUGGCGGCCGACGAGGACGACGACAGGGACGUGGCGCUGCAGGUCCACUUCACGCUGAUCCAGGCGUUCUGCUGCGAGGACGACAUCGACAUCCUGCGCGUCAGCAACCUGGGCCGCCUGGCCGAGCUGCUGCUGCUAGAGAGUGACCCGGGCCCCGUGGCCAGCGAGGGCGCCGCGCAGCCCCCGGACCUGCACUGCGUGCUGGUGACGAAUCCACAUUCGUCACAAUGGAAGGAUCCUGCCCGAAGUCAACUCAUCUGUUUUUGCCGGGCAAGUCGCUACAUGGAUCUGUGGGUUCCAGUGAUUAAUCUUCCUGAAUGGUGAUGGCAUCUGAAUGAAAAUAACUAACCAAAUUGUACUGAAGUGUUUGAAAUACCUUUGUAGUUACUCAAGCAGUUACUCCCUACACGGAUGCAAGGAUUACGGAAACUGAAGUGGAGCGACUGAGUGAGUUCAAGUACAUGUUCUAGGGGUUCGGAGAGAGGUGACUUUGCAGAUGGAAGGAGGUGAGAAUGAAGAAGGAAGAUGUGCUGAAACA
Molecule: messenger RNA, 663 nt
Organism: Carlito syrichta (Philippine tarsier)
Lineage: Eukaryota; Metazoa; Chordata; Mammalia; Primates; Tarsiidae
Product: growth arrest and DNA damage-inducible protein GADD45 alpha-like
Exons: 1
Coding region: 84-449 (121 amino acids)
Biological process (GO): regulation of cell cycle
Cellular component (GO): cytoplasm; nucleus
Source: RefSeq, a predicted model, not a curated record